CAACCAGCGAGUUGCCACCGUGCGCCUCGGACUCGGGACGGCUUCCGCAGCCGGGACGGCGAGGCCGAGGGGCGGCGGCGGGAGGGCGGGCGGGCGCCAUGAACGCCGCGCGGACGCUGAGGGUGCCGGGCCGCCACGGCUACGCCGCGGAGUUCUCUCCGUAUCUGCCGGGGCGCUUGGCCUGCGCAGCGGCGCAGAACUACGGCAUCGCGGGUUGUGGAACACUACUAAUACUUGAUCAAAAUGAAUCUGGGCUUUGUAUUUUUAGAAGCUUCGACUGGAAUGAUGGUUUGUUUGACGUGACGUGGAGUGAGAACAAUGAGCACGUCCUCGUCACCUGUAGUGGCGACGGCUCACUGCAGCUGUGGGACACUGUCAACACUGCGGGGCCACUGCAGGUGUAUAAGGAACACACCCAGGAGGUGUAUAGUGUUGAUUGGAGCCAAACCAGAGGUGAGCAGCUCGUGGUGUCUGGCUCAUGGGACCAAACUGUCAAAGUGUGGGAUCCAACUGUUGGAAAGUGUCUGUGCACCUUUCGAGGCCAUGAAAGUGUCAUUUAUAGCACAAUCUGGUCUCCUCACAUCCCUGGUUGUUUUGCUUCAGCCUCAGGUGAUCAGACUCUGAGAGUUUGGGACAUGAAGACCACAGGAGUCCGAAUUGUGAUCCCAGCACAUCAGGCUGAAAUCUUGAGUUGUGACUGGUGUAAAUAUAAUGAGAAUUUGCUGGUGACAGGAGCUGUGGAUUGCAGUCUGAGAGGCUGGGAUUUAAGGAAUGUACGACAACCAGUGUUUGAACUUCUUGGUCACACCUAUGCUAUUAGAAGGGUGAAAUUUUCACCAUUUCAUGCUUCAGUGCUGGCCUCAUGUUCCUAUGAUUUUACUGUAAGAUUCUGGAAUGUUUCAAAGCCUGACCCUCUUCUUGAAACUGUGGAGCAUCACACGGAGUUUACUUGUGGGUUGGAUUUGAGUCUUCAGAGUCCUACUCAGGUAGCUGACUGUUCCUGGGAUGAAACAAUAAAAAUAUAUGAUCCUGCAUGUCUUGCUGUUCCUGCUUGAGGUGCUCAGCCUUGCUCAGAAACAGGCUGUUGCUGAAGAGCUGCUUAACAGCAAAUAAAUUAACUAUUGAAAGCAGACAUUACACAUUGAUGUGCUAUUCAGAUUCCUCAUUUUUUAAACUUUAAACUCUGUUUGAAGCAGCUGAUAAGAAUUUGGGGUUCACUCUGUAAUCCUGACACAUAAGCCAUAUUUCUUAAAAUCCUAAGGUAUAAUUGAUGUUAUAGUAUAGCAUAGUAUCCAUUAAAAUGUUAUAUCUGUACUAUAAAAUGAAUUAAAACAUGGGAGAUCAAUGAUUAUAUGAAUAGUAAUAUAUUUCAUUUUUAAUUUGUCACUUUUGAUGUAAAAUAGAAUCACUGCUACUGGAAAAAUCAAAAUAAACAUCAUCUCUUGGUUA
Molecule: messenger RNA, 1449 nt
Organism: Dipodomys spectabilis (banner-tailed kangaroo rat)
Lineage: Eukaryota; Metazoa; Chordata; Mammalia; Rodentia; Heteromyidae
Gene: Pex7
Product: peroxisomal biogenesis factor 7
Exons: 10
Coding region: 99-1055 (318 amino acids)
Biological process (GO): protein import into peroxisome matrix
Cellular component (GO): peroxisomal matrix; cytosol
Molecular function (GO): protein binding
Source: RefSeq, a predicted model, not a curated record